Molecule: messenger RNA, 1747 nt
Organism: Zophobas morio
Lineage: Eukaryota; Metazoa; Arthropoda; Insecta; Coleoptera; Tenebrionidae
Exons: 3
Coding region: 71-1078 (335 amino acids)
Cellular component (GO): chitin-based extracellular matrix
Molecular function (GO): structural constituent of chitin-based larval cuticle
Source: RefSeq, a predicted model, not a curated record
CUGGUCAGUGCGAUAGUUAGUGCAGUACGCAACUGUGUCAGUGCAGCACGAAUGCUGUGGUAAAGAAAAGAUGGUUUUUUAUGCCGCCGCUAUACUGUUGAUGCUAGCUAUUGCUCGUCCGAUCGAAUCAUCGACCAGUGACUGGAACAACCCAUCGAGCAACCAGUACCACAUCCAGACUGACGAGGGUCCUGAACGGUACUUCCGUUACCAGACCCAGAGCGGUCAGUACCGGAAGGAAAAGCGUCUGGAGGAUGGGAGCGUCGUUGGUACUUACGCUUGGAUCGACGAUAAUGGGUUUCUGAGACAAAGGGACUACAUUGCGGACAAUGAGGGUUACAGGAUCUUGAAAACUAAGAAUCUGUUCGUUGGACGGGACACUCCGAUUAAUGUGGCGAUCAAGUCGGCGAAGAAAGUACCGGCGUCUGCUGGUACUUUGGUGAAGACGAAUAGUGUGCCUAAGCCUACUGCUAACCCUGUGGCGACGCCAUAUGUUGAGAUUAAACAGAACUCGAUACCGUCGUCGACCCCGGCGCCGUUCGAGUAUCCAACGACGCCGGUACCACUCGCUAGUACCGCGUCUCCGCUUAACAAUUUGUAUCUUCCAGCGAAUACAGUGGCCUUGGACCCUCAACGCAGUACCAUCAUCCCAUCUCCAUCGCCCCCCACUCCCUUCAGCGUGAGCCCGUGGUACUCCAGCGACCCUCAGUACGAAAACAACCGCAAGGACCCCUACCCCUUCCACUUCGAGAACGGUCCGACGUACCCCAUCGACAACCGCGGCCAGACUUAUACUGGUAACGGUAACAAUCUGGGCAACGGGUACGACCCUCAGUACGACUACUACGACGGAGUUUCGGUGACCAAUGACGGCUUCCGGUACUACAUCCCGAGGGCCUAUCACGAAGAGCAGAACCUCCCCAACGAUAAAAAAUCCGGGAGUUUCGGGUACAUAGACCCUUUUGGUAUCCGAAGGGUGAUCUACUACAACGCGGCUCCUGGUACUGGGUUCCAGCACAGGAAAAAUAAUAGAUAUGUAGGUUUCGAUGCGACGCCUUACGACCCAAGGCCUUACUAAAUGAAUCGAUUUGAAUAAUUGCGAUAUUUAUGCACGCCAACAUGAACGAUUUUAACAUACUAAACACGUGCUUGUGACAAAUUUAACCGGUGGUUCCUGCUGCAGUUCGUAAUUGCAGGUCUGUGUCGUUAAUCACUGCCGAAUGGAGUCAGUAGGUGGAUUUUUUUGGAUGAUUUGUGGCGGUUGCUAAAUCGUCUGGUUGUAGAGUAGGACUAAUUUUUUGCACUUAUUUAUUUAAUUAGAGUGGAUUAGAGUAAGAAUUUUAAUGAGAGCGUGUUGCACAAGUUGUAAGGUCCUAUGAAUCACAGUUUAUAAUUGUCGCACGCCAUUAAUGUACAUAAUUUUAUUAAUUUCUUCUGUUGUUAUAAACUCUAGUUCGAGGACCUGGUUUAUCAGCAGUGUGUUUUAAGUUAUAGUAAUUUAUGUUUUUGUAAAUAAAUAAUGAAUGAACGUCCUUCUGUAUUUCUUCCGGGUUAGACGAUAAAUAAAAACUCCCUAGUGGUUGACCAUGAGUUUUGAAAAAUUUGAAUCGUGGAAUAAUUUAGUCAAAAUUUUCGACUAUUUGACUAAGUUGUUAUGAAUUGACCUGACAUCUGUUAUGGAGUCUUUAUUUUCCUUUACCUGUUUUAUAAUUUUCUUUUAUGUUUAGAUGUUCCCAUUUCGUGUACU